CAUGCAGCCGCUAAAGUAACGAGUUCUACACGUUGUAUACAGGCUUUAGUAGUAGAGAAAAAGUGAUACACUGGCUUCAAAAUUAAUACAAUUCCUUUUUGACCAAAGUUUAUGGUGAAUUAAUAGUAAACAAAAUAGAAACAGCUGAUUCCCUAUUGUGAUUGGUAAUUUCGCUGCUGAUCAACUUGUUUUUUGCGUGUUUGUUUCAAUAUUUUUCUGCUAUUUUUAGCGAUUAUCGAAAAAUAAACGAUUGUUCGAAUACAAUUUGCAAGAGCAAAAUUAAAGGCGAAAAAUCAAAAUAAACAAAGCACAACCAGUAGAAUUCGCUUAAUUAUCUACAAUUUAUGCAAGUAGCCAAGCGUGAAAAUAUUGCUAUUGUUAGAUAAUUGCAAAAAAGUAAGAAAGUAGCACUUGCUACGCCAAUCAUAUUCAAUGUGUGCAAUACGCUGCUGUGUACGUUACAAAAAUAUCAGAAGUUUUCGCGAAUAUAAGUAAAACCAGUUACAAUUACAGCAACAAACACAAACAAGAAAAAAUCUACGGCGCCGUCUGUUAUUGCAGCGAGUAACUGAGAAAAAGUGCGAAACCAGCUACUGUGUUUGUGGGUGUAUCAUUGCAAUUACAAUUAACAGUGCAUAGGCGUAUCACUAGAAAGCGACGAGGAUGUCUGUGCGCCUACUAACCUUACGACUGGUUAAACAUGGUCGCUACUUCCUACAAAGUUACUGGAAACGCGAUAUACACUUCAACAUUUUGGAACAAAACCGCGAGAAGACGCGCCGGAGCUUACCCAACUCUUUAAGGUCGGGCGCUGUUAGUGUUACUGCGUCCGCUCAACCUUUGCCGGCUAGAGGAGCGCUUCAAGGCAUUACACAUGCAGCUACAAGUGGCGCGUCAAAGUCGCUGCCACGUACCGGCCUCUUAAGCGUUGGCCAACAUGCGCGCAAAGUUUUUAUUGAUAAUAUCUUAAAUCGUGUCACAACCAAUUAUUCACAAGAAUUGCGCACGCAAGCAACUAAAAAACUCUUCUAUGGCGAUUCUGCACCUUUCUUUGCACUGGUCGGCGUCAGUUUAGCAUCCGGCGCUGGUGUGCUAACAAAAGAGGACGAAUUGGAGGGUGUGUGUUGGGAGAUACGCGAAGCCGCCGGUCGUCUACAAGCAUCUUGGAAUUAUGAUGAGAUAUCCGAAAGUCUUAAUAGUGACUUCAGCAUCGAUAAAUUGGACGUGGGACCAGCUAUUGCAAAAGGCUGUGCUGCAGUAGUGUAUUCGGCAGCAUUUAAAAACGCAAGUAGUAACUCUACAUCUAUAGAAACGCCUAUCUUAGAUGCAACGCAUGACGCCGAAGCAGCAGCUGCUAUGGCGCGCACUACCGCAGCUGUACCACUUCAACAACAAUCUUUCCAUCCAGAAUUGAUGUCUCCAAUACAGAAUAUGUCACGUUUUGUACACAAUUUCGGCAGCUCUAUGGAUAAUCUUAAUGAAUUGUAUAAUCAGAACUCCGCGGCUGCUGCUUUUGUCGCCGAGCGUAGUGCACGACGCACCAGUGACUUGGAAGAAGAAAAUAUGCAGAAAUUAGACAACGAUUUGAUUAGUGAUAGAAAUGCUGGUUUCUCUGGAAUUAGUAGUGGCAUGCAAGGGCUCGAAUCCAUAGAUGCGCCAUUAGCGGGUAUAAAUCGCUAUCCGCUCGCUUUGAAAAUGAUGUUCAACUAUGACAUACAAAGUAAUGCACUCUCCAUUCUGCGCGCCAUGUACAAGGAGACCGUGCCGGCACGUGCACGUCGCAUGAAUGACGGUUCGGAAGAGUGGGAACGCUUAUUACAAAAUCAAACACUCACUUUGCCGCCGCAUCCAAAUAUAGUCUGCAUGUUUGGCUUCUUCUGCGAUGAGGUACGCAACUUCCCCGACGGCCAUAUACUUUACCCAGUUGCGCAGCCGCAACGCAUCAAUCCACAUGGUUAUGGACGCAAUAUGUCGCUUUAUUUGUUGAUGAAACGCUACGACUACAGCUUGCGCGCGCUACUGGAUUCACACAAACUGAGCGCCCGUACCAAACUAUUGCUGUUGGCGCAAUUGCUUGAAGCUACGGCGCAUAUUAAUCGACAUGGCAUUGCGCAUCGUGAUAUUAAGUCCGACAAUAUACUUAUUGAAAUGAAUGAUGAUGAUUCACCGCCGGUGUUGGUGCUCUCCGACUUCGGUUGCUGUUUGGCUGAUAAAGUACAUGGCUUGCAGAUACCUUACACUUCCUACGAUAUCGACAAGGGCGGCAAUGCCGCGCUGAUGGCGCCUGAGAUCAUUAACAAACAACCCGGCCCAUUUGCUGUGCUGAACUAUGCAAAAGCGGACUUAUGGGCUUGUGGCGCGAUUGCCUAUGAAAUUUUCGGCCAACGCAAUCCAUUUUACUCAUCGAGUGGCGGUUUAGCCUUGGCUAAUGGCGAGCAAACUUUGUCAUUGCGCAAUAGUGAUUAUAAGGAGAAUGAUCUGCCACCGCUGAACGAUGAAUGCCCAGCGAUUGUGCAGCAACUGAUCUAUAAUAUACUGAAUCCGAGCCCUGCUAAGCGUGUAAGCCCGGAUAUCGCGGCAAACAUAAUGCAACUUUUUCUAUGGGCGCCGUCUAAGUGGCUUAAAGCUGGUGGCAUGCCCAACAGCCCGGAGAUUCUCCAAUGGCUGCUUUCACUCACUACGAAAGUAAUGUGUGAGGGUCGCGCUGCUGUGGAUCAGCUUAGUUUUAAUGAGAGCGGUCGUCGCACUUAUGUGGAAUAUUUAUUGAUAUGUAGUUUUUUGGCGCGUGCACGGCUACGACGCAUACGUGGCGCCCUGAAUUGGAUACAAGAUGUGGUAGUAGCCUAAGCAAGCAACUUCAAUAUAUUAAUUGUAACAUAAAAUUAACCACUAUAACAAACUAAUAUUACACUUGCAAAUGAACGCAUCAACGGAAUCUAGCACUACUGUUGCUGAUAAUAAUGCUAAUUAAUCACCAUCAAGUCCAAAAAGAUUUUUCUAUUUGUAUCUUUUGUUGCUAUUAAAAAUUUAUAAAAUCUAUCU
Molecule: messenger RNA, 3042 nt
Organism: Bactrocera dorsalis (oriental fruit fly)
Lineage: Eukaryota; Metazoa; Arthropoda; Insecta; Diptera; Tephritidae
Gene: Pink1
Product: serine/threonine-protein kinase Pink1, mitochondrial
Exons: 7
Coding region: 664-2847 (727 amino acids)
Biological process (GO): autophagy of mitochondrion; positive regulation of mitochondrial fission; protein phosphorylation
Cellular component (GO): mitochondrion
Molecular function (GO): protein serine/threonine kinase activity; ATP binding
Source: RefSeq, a predicted model, not a curated record